Ilyonectria robusta is the source of this 1237-nucleotide messenger RNA. RefSeq lists its product as uncharacterized. The transcript has 3 exons. The coding region runs from base 1 to 774 and encodes 257 amino acids. The record is from RefSeq and is a predicted model, not a curated record. NCBI's taxonomy places the organism in Eukaryota, Fungi, Ascomycota, Sordariomycetes, Hypocreales, Nectriaceae.
AUGGGUCGACAGCCUCCUCUGGUGGACGACUCGAUCGGGCCACAGAACCUCGCCAUCAUCACUCCCAUCUUCAGUCUCGGCAUCCUUCUCUUUGUACUUAGAAUCUACACGCGUGUGACCCCGAUUUAUAAGCUAAAUGCUUCGGACUAUACGAAUGCAGUUGCAGUAGUUGCACAAGUACUAACCUACUCAUUCUUCGCGGCGGCCGUCGGUAAUGGGUUCGGACGUCACAACCACUUUCUUACUCCUGAGAGUACUGUCAAAAUCUCGAAGCUUCUGUUUGGCGUUGUAUUUGUAGGUUUAUGGGCCUCUACCUUUGCCAGGGUCUCAAUGGCCUGCUUAUUGCUCCAAUUUCACGACCUGAGAUCAAUUAUGUGGAAGGUGGCUCUCUGGUUCACUAUCGGUUUGCAAGUAGUGACCCUUUUCGCCAGCGAAGCCUUCCAGCUGCUGGAAUGCCGCCCACUCCGACGCAUGUGGGAAGAAGUUCCAGAUGCGCAAUGUGUAAGCCCACAGGACGCUUGGGUGGUUGGAUAUCUCUUCGUUGGUACGCUUUUGCUCAAAGCAUGUCUUGGAACGGCUGUUAAUAUGUGUCUUGAUGGGACUUGGCCUUUGUGCAACUGCGGCCGGGGUGCUGAAAGUCAUUUACAUGAAGACGUCCGAUUUCACAUCUCCCGACACCUUUCGAGCGAUGAUGCCUAUCUUCCUGUGGUGUCGGAUCGAAGAAGGUCUCAUAGUCGCGGCUUCUUCCGUCCCCCUCCUCAAAGCCCCGAUUGAAAGGUGUCUUCAUCGAUUGGGAUUCCCGACUUUCCAAAAUUCGGUCAGGGAUAUGGAGUCGCUCCAUUCUCGCUGAAAUAAAUCAGAGCCCUGCGGGUACGUUUGUUGAUCGUCACCAACAAUAAAGGGGAUGAGGGCACUGGCGGAGGAAGAACUCAUGAGCGAUGGAUGCCUCACGAGCAAGUGUGGCAUACGAUUCACUACCAUAAGAGGGAUCUGCUUUUUACCACCGAUGACACCUGAGGUGACAGGUGAUUCUUGUUCUAACUACCAUGGCCCCUUACCCUAUCGUAAAAAGAGGAGUUCCUCAGCGUGGCGUUCCUGCCCCCAAUCUGGGGAUGGCCAAUCCGGUUCUGGCCAUCCUGUCGCGCCGCAACUUCAGUCGGCAUAGCAGCUAGUGGGUUCUCGGGUUCACCAGCUGUCGGGGCUUUUGGCGGGCGAGGAGGAGUUGACAUCCGGUCCU